AAAAGUUUCACCAUUUACAUGUAGAGUAACCUACGCUGCAUAUUGGGCUUUCUAUUGAGCGAAGGGGGAAAUGUAUGCAAAUAUUGAAUAUGACAAUCAUGUUGACUCCAAACCAUCACAAAAUGAGACGGGUCCCAGGAACUUAAAAAGGAGAUUUCAUGGAGCUGUUGUUCUCUGUCUUGGGGUGCUGAGUGUUUUCCUGCUGGCUGGGCUCAUCAGCCUCUGUGUUUACCACCGUGACUCAGUAACCACUAUCAAAGCCAACCUGACGGGACGUCUGUCCUCCGUGACCGAAGAGAGAGACCGGCUGAAUGCCAGCCUCAGUAACACGACUAAAGAGUUGGACAGGCUUCGGAGUUUGUCCAAACAGAAGAAAACUUGUCCUACAGGAUGGAGGAUGUUCAGUUGUACCUGUUAUCUCCUCUCCACCAAGUCUGAAACUUGGGAAAAGGGCAGAGAAGACUGCAAAGGCCGUGGAGCAGAUCUGGUGGUGAUAGACAGUUCUGAAGAACAGGAAUUCCUCACUAAAGUCAUCAAUCAAGACACUUGGAUUGGUUUGAAUGACAAAGAAAAUGAGGGCACCUGGAAAUGGACUGAUGGAACUCCGCUGACUCUGUCGUACUGGUCGCCACGGCAGCCUGAUAAUGGUGAUGGAGAUCCUCAGUGGGGUGAAGAGGACUGUGCACAUAUCCGGGCUAGCACAAAAACUGGAGGAAACUGGAAUGAUCGGCGGUGUGAUGACUCUCUGAAAUGGAUAUGUGAAAAAAUAGCUUAGACUUUUGAUAUGAUAUAUUUAAAAGUACUUUCACAAUUAUACAAAAGUCCUUUAAUAGUGUAAUUGUAAUUGAAAAAACUGAGAUCUUAAAUACCGGCAUGAAAUCAAAUGUACCGUACUUUUUACUGAGAAAAUUCACCCCAGGCUUGUCCUAAUGACUACCAUAUGCAGUGAAACAAAGCUCCCGAAAACUUAUCAGGACAGUUGUAGCUAACAUUCUACUGAAUAUCUGAAAUGUACUUAAUAGGAUAAUAAAUCUGACUUAAGCUCUUUCCUCUAA
Molecule: messenger RNA, 1055 nt
Organism: Micropterus salmoides (largemouth bass)
Lineage: Eukaryota; Metazoa; Chordata; Actinopteri; Centrarchiformes; Centrarchidae
Product: CD209 antigen-like protein E
Exons: 6
Coding region: 71-775 (234 amino acids)
Source: RefSeq, a predicted model, not a curated record